Messenger RNA from Lactuca sativa (garden lettuce), 600 nucleotides. RefSeq names its product secreted RxLR effector protein 161-like. The record is from RefSeq and is a predicted model, not a curated record. NCBI's taxonomy places the organism in Eukaryota, Viridiplantae, Streptophyta, Magnoliopsida, Asterales, Asteraceae.
AUGAAUAUUAUUCAAAGCAAGGAAGCUAUUUUCAUAAUUCAAGAGAUGUGCUCUCGUAACUUACUUGAGAAAUUUGGCAUGACGAAUAGUUCAAAGUCGAAAAUACCGAUGGCAGUCGGCACACGGUUAGGUCCUUCGUUGGAUAAGCAUACUGUGGAUCUCACUUUGUACAGAAGCAUGAUAGGUUCUCUAUUAAACUUAAUUGCUAGUAGACAAGAUAUCAUGUUCGUUGUUUGUAAUUGUUCCAUUUAUCAAUCGAAUCCCAGAGAACCCCAUUUAAUAGGUGUGAAGAACAUAUUUCGAUAUCUUAAAGGAACUACGUCGUUAGGAUUGUGGUACCCUUUGAAGACUGAAUUUUUCUUACAAGCAUUUUCUGAUGCAGACCUUAGUGAGUGUCAACUAGACAGACAAAGCACAACUGGUGGGUGUCAACUUUUGGAUAGGAAGCUUGUAAGUUGGCCAUCAAAGAAACAAACAUGUGUUUCGAUUUCUAUAACAAAAGUAGAGUAUGUUGCUGCUGCAGCUUGCCCAUCUCAAGUCAUAUGGAUUCAAAUCCAACUUCAUGACUAUGCAAUCAAUAUGAAGAAGAUCCAUUUCUAG